CGCACUCAGUAACAACCCGGCUCUCGCCCUCGCCAAAAGCGGCGCGCUCUUCGCGGAUUCGGAUUCGCGACCACGUGUUUUUCACGCCGCUCUCGCGAUCCCAACCGGAAACCGCUCCUUGCAUCUGAAAUCUUUGAAAAAGAUCCGGACCAUUUGAAAGCGUGAGUGAACACGUUUUGCCGUUUGGGUUCCACCCCGGAUUGCCGUCAUCUUUUGCGAGUUCGUGCGUCAAUUGUCUCCGCGUUAAUCGGUUCAGUUCGUUCGUCGAGGUUAGGAUUGGACCAUUUAAAGACCUCUCGAAAAGAUCGAUCUAUUUAUCUGCGCAAAUUUUAUAGAAAAAAUUAAAAUUAAUGUCGAUCAACACCACAGAAAGUGCGUGCGUAAACAUAUGUAAAUAGUGCGUUCGAGUGCUCUAGACUAGACUUAUAGGUACGUGCCAAUGUGAAGAAAGAGUUAAAUUCUAAAAAAAAAAAAAGGUUGAAAUGUUUUUGUUAAAAAAUUAGUUCUCAAAGUUUAUCGUGAUCCUCGUCCUAAUUGCUGAUGAGGCAGGUGAAUGAAUAGACGUGUGAAUGUGAAGCAGUUAAAGUAACGUGCCAAAGUCAUUUGAUGAUUUCAUCGUCCGUUCGCAAGACCACUGCUAGCGUGCAUGGCUAGAUCAUCCUCUUUUUAAAAGAUGAGUGCAAAAAUCAGCUACCAGAAAAAUGUCAAGAGAUAUUACCACACGAAAGUAGGUAAUCAUGAGUUUAGUGCAUAUUAAAAGUUAAUAUCACCAACCCGUCUUUUACAUGACAAGUUCGCGCGUCAAGAAAAAAACAUUUGCUGUGAUUCCCGUGGAAGCAAACAGAGUAUCAUGAUAACGUCAUCAUGAUUUAUUGUUUGCUGUGGUUUUUAUCGUUGCUUGCAUCGGAAGGGGGUUAUCAUGCAGCAAGAACGGUCUAUAAAGGGAACGUGAAUUUGCUGGACGCUGUGACGGUUUUAACGGACACCCGGACGAAAAUGGUGGACGGGCCGGAUGGGUUCCCGGUGGUGGAGCUCCAGCCGGGCUCGGACAACAAGCUCCCGCAACGGAUGCUUCUGCCGGACAAACUGGACGCCGAGUUUGCCAUCCGCAUCGCCGCCCGCCUCGACUCCCUCAAAGGCGGCUUCGUCUUCGCCAUCGUCAACCCCCUGGAAACGGUUGUGCAGUUGGGUGUAAGAUUAGAGCCAACGAGCGAGCAGUCGAUGAAUGUAAAUCUCUACUACACUGAUCCAAAACUGUCCGUCUCCCAGAUGAUAGCAAGUUUCACGGUCCCUUUCAAGCUGAGAAGAUACUUCGAGUUUCUUAUCCGCGUGAAGAAGGAGGAAGUUGUCUUAGCCUCUUGCAAAAAAUCCCAGGAAAUCCGAGUAAACCGGGUGCCUAUGGAGCUUGUUUUCGAUUCAGCCUCAACUCUGUACAUCGGUCAAGCAGGUCCAAUCAUUAACUCUCCAUUCCAGGGUGCUCUUAAAGAGGUCAGACUAUUCAGCUCUGCUGACGUCACUGAAGAAUUAUGUCCUAAAUAUUUACAGGCGGAACUAAAUGACGAAUCAGCUGAACCCAGUGACGCGCAAGACACUGAGUUCCCAUUUUCAGAUGCAGAGGCGACCACUGUUACUGUUCAGGAGGAUGAUCUCAGCUCAACAGACGAUGACCAUGGUAGAAGAGAGAAGAUUCCUGAUUUUCCGCCACCCCCACCGAUUGAUGGGAAUUUCAGACUAGGACUCAAAGGGGAAAAAGGAGACCGAGGAGAAUCGAUCAGAGGACCACCAGGACCACCAGGUCCACCGGGACCACCAGGUCCGCCUUUCUCCGGCGGCGAGCACAGCGAGGACAUCGGGUCGGGAGAUGACGAGAAGAUCAAGGAUUUAAUCGUUAAGCUCCUUCCUGCCAAUAAAGAAUUUGACGGUAGACGUGGACUAGUCGGGCCACCAGGGCCUCCUGGAACAUGUGCCUGCAACUUGACAACUCUCUUCGGUUCGAACAACAUACCAAAGCUCCUGCCAGGUCCUCCAGGAAUUCCCGGAAUAGAUGGCAAAGCUGGACCUCCGGGGACACCGGGAUUACCAGGACCUCCUGGAGAGCAAGGAGCAACCGGUCUUCCUGGCGAAAAAGGUGAUCGUGGAGAUGUGGGGGCUCAAGGUCCAGAAGGGAUCCAAGGAUCUAAAGGAGAACCAGGCGUUGAUGGGGCGCCAGGUUUGCCAGGCGCGCCCGGGCCACCAGGUCCUCCAGGACCGUAUGAAGUAUCUAUCCAUGACCCGAGUUGGAAACCAAGACCAAUUUACAAGGAGUCUGGAAUGAUAGGACUUGGCUCAAGUCUAGACGCAACUCUUGGAAGACCAGGAAGUCCUGGUCCUAAAGGAGAGCCAGGUAUUGAUGGAGCGCCCGGGCAGAAAGGAGAUCGUGGAACUGCAGGCGCCAAGGGGGCUAGAGGUGAAUCAGGUGCUAAAGGAGCUAAAGGUGAUAAGGGACAUCCAGGUGCAGCUGGAAAACAGGGGUUCAAAGGGGAACCAGGAGUACCAGGAAUUGAUGGCGUCCCUGGUACCCCAGGAGAAAAUGGCCGUCCAGCAGAAAAAGGAGAAAAAGGAGACACAGGUUUGCCGGGACCUCCAGGUCCACCAGGUCCAGCAAUACCAACAUUUGGCUCAGAUGAUGAAACUAUUGCGUCUCCCCAAAUCGGCAGAGAAAUGAUUUAUGCCGGUGAAAAAGGUGACAAGGGUGACCACGGUGAUAAAGGAGAGCCUGGUGAACCAGGUUUACCUGGCAUGCCUGGCACACCGGGAGCGAAGGGCGAUCUCGGAUUGGAAGGUCCACCAGGGUUGCCAGGAGUACCAGGAACACCAGGACCUGCUGGACCAGUCACCGUUGUGAGUCCUGAUGGAGAAAUUGUUACUGUCAAAGGAGAAAAGGGAGAUAUGGGCAAGCGUGGUAGAAGAGGGAAACAGGGCCCACCUGGACCCCAAGGCCCUCCUGGUCCACCGGGAGAGUUCGGAUUGCCUGGCAGACCGAAGGGUUCACAGGGGCGACCUGGGAUACCAGGGCUUCCUGGAGGGCCACCUGGGCCCAAAGGAGACAAAGGAGAUUCAGCUUUGAUGAAAGGAGACAAAGGUGAACCAGGAGAGGUAGGCUUUCCUGGUCAGCCCGGUAACGUAGCAGAAUGUUCGUGCACACAGGGACCUCCAGGUCCACCUGGAUUACCGGGAUUGCCUGGACUUUCAAUAACUGGACCCAAAGGAGAACCUGGAAUGCCAGGAUUGUCGGGCAGGCCCAUUUAUGGAGAAUCUAGUCCUCAUUCUCAUUAUGGCAAACCUGGAAUGAGCAGCUUGGAAGAAUUGAGAUCUUUGUCAGGAAAAACCUUGCAAGAAGUGCGGGAGGAGUCAGAGAGUGCACCAGGACCUCAGGGACCACCCGGGCCCCCAGGACCUCCUGGCCUACCUGCUGAGUCCUCUCAAUCUUCGCGUAGAGUAGGUUCUGGAGCAGUUGUAUUUGAAACGCUCGACCAAUUGCUACAUUCAUCAGCACCAUUGGGGACCAUAGCUUAUAUUAUCAUAGAACAAACACUGCUCGUUCGUGUGAAAUUGGGAUGGCAGUAUAUUGCUUUGAGCAAUUUAAUUUUAGAGCCAACAGAAGCCCCGAUUCCUCAGUUCCCAUCUUCGCCACCACCAACAGCAGCUCCUCGUCUUCCUUUGGAGUCAUCAAAUUUGAUUAACAAUGACCCAUUACCAAAAGAAAGCCAUAGUCGACAUCCAAGAACGCUUCGACUUGGUGCUCUGAAUGAACCACACUCGGGAGACGUUCAAGGCAUUCGAGGGGCAGACUUUGCAUGCUACCGCCAAGCAAGACGAUCUGGACUGCAUGGAACUUUCCGAGCUUUCUUGUCAUCAAGAACCCAAAACUUGGACUCGAUCGUGAAACUCUCAGAUAGAGAGCUGCCUGUGGUAAAUCUCAAGGGAGAUAUUCUCUUCAACUCGUUUAUGGAUAUUUUUGACGGCAAAGAGGGUUUCUUCACCCAUCAAUCAAGAAUCUAUAGCUUCAAUGGAAAGAAUAUCAUGACCGACCCUACAUGGGUUCAAAAGAUUGCAUGGCACGGUGCUUACGAAACUGGAGAGCGGGCUUUAGAAGCCUCUUGUGAUGCCUGGAAUUCUAACUCAGGGGAUAAACAAGGUCUAGCGUCUUCUUUGUUGAGUCACAAAUUAUUGAGUCAAGAUAAAUUCUUGUGCAAUAAUAAGUUUGCAGUCCUGUGCAUAGAAGUCACUAGCCAAAGCGCCGAAAGACGUCGCAGAAGACGAAACUUAGAAGUAGAUGCCACGGAUGAGGAUGACGAUUUUGAGCUCCAAAUGAAAGAAGAGCAGCUUCAAAGCCACUUGAAAGACAUUAUUAUGGAAUAAAAUUUUUCGAUCAAAACAUGCUUCCACCAAAAAGGGCGUGUGUGACCAUCCACAGGAAAAAAGAUCUCAAGUCACAAAAAACUAGUUACAGACAUCAGAGCGUAGAUGAAUGCUUUACAAGCUUUUUGAGAUAAAAAAGAAACUCUUAAAAAUAUAGAGUCCAACAAGUUCAUAAAACAUAGUUCUGAGGAACAGAUAUAGAAAAUUCUAAGCCGCCACAUUUUGAGUGUAAAAUUAUGAUCCAACUUUAUGUUCCUUAUCAGCACAAAAAGGAAAAAUAUCAAUAUUCAAUUUUCUGACCCAACUCAAUUAAAAUAUCAUCUAAAGAAUAAGGUUCCUUUUCCUGUGGAUGGUUACAUAUCUGUUACCGAAGACUUAGGUACCAUAUACCAAAGCAUUAAGUACCUCUAUUUUCCACAGAGGCUCAUCAACUAAUAUCAGUGAUAAUUGAUUUUUUUAUCUCUUUUAUACACAAACUAGGAAAUUAAUCAAAGAUUAUUACUAAAAUAUGGACAAGUUUUAUUGUCCAAAUAAAUCGACUGUUCCGUUGAUAUUAAUUUGAUAAUUUCUCUCCCUUUUUAUUAUUAUUUAUUUCCUUUUCUUUUAUAUCGGUAGGUAUUUUUCGACAAGAACAAAAUCUGUGCGAUUUAAGCUGAGGAUCAAUGAUUGGACUCAAUUCUGAGGGUUCAAUUUUUUUUUUUUGGAAUGAGUUUCUUUCGUUUGCAUGCUGAUUCAUGUAGCUAUAAGUACAUAUCAUCCUUUUGCAACUCAAAAAUAAAUAAAAAACUAGGUUUUGCAUUUAAGUAAAGGAUAUUUUGAGUUACCAUUGACUGUGCAGAGUGGAACCAGUGCGAAAUAGACAAAAUUGCUUGUAAUAUUCUUGUGAACCAGCUUCUGAGUAGUGUAAAUAAAUAAACCAGCUAUUCAAUAAGUUUUUUAUAUCUCAAAGCCAUUUCAUCGGUUCUUUUCAGGUUGUAAAACUUAAUUUAUAGGUGUAUUUGAGACUGAUUUCAUUACUAGUCUUAAAAAAAUCACUUAUCUUUUUUUAGUCUGACUCGCAAAGCAUUAGCUUAGAGUAGCGAACACCUUGAAAUAUCUUGAAGCCCUGUUGCUUUUCGGAAUUCUGGCUAAUCAAGAUAGAAUUAACAAAGCCAAAAGUUUUUAAUGAUGUCCGUGUUUCUUUUUUUUCCAACAAACUUUCUUGAAAAAAAAAAAAAUUUUAUGCCAAAUAUCCGGAAACCACCAGAAUGCUUUGAACAAAGGCCAGAAUAAUUUUCCAGUAUCAUCAGGCAAAAUCAGUAUUGAACGGCCUUCAUUAAAAUCAGCAUAACUACAUCAAACAUUGCCUAAUUUUCUCUGAAACUUUUUUUUUUAAACAGAAAACCAAGCAACACUAAAAUCUGAAAUUUUGUGAAUAUAUUUGUAUUCUCCCUAAUCCAGGAUUAAUUCACAAAGAGUUAUGCAGAAGAGUUUUGUUUUAGUAAAAAGCAGAACAUGAGAGGAAAUAAGGUCAAUGUAACAUGCAGUUAGGCAGAUUCUGGCCAGAUCAGUCCAAUUUUAAGAGACAAAAAAAUACAUGCUAUAUUCUGUAACUGUUACUACUGUUGUUCCCUGGAUUAAACGCUCAACUGGGGCCUUGUCUCCGCGGCAUAUUCUCAUGAGAUUUUUCACAGGGUCAAAUUGCGGGGAAAAAACUCAGGUAAUUACUUGCAGUUGCCGUCUCCACAGGGUGGGGCUCCAACGUUCUUGCGGUUGUGAAGUUUGUGUGAGAAGAUAAACUGAUAAAAAUCGAGUAUUUAAAGGUAAUUAAGGUAACUUGAAGUUUAAUUAAAGUACCAAAGACGAUUGACAAUGAAAAAAAUUACUCAAAGUAAAGGAACAUGAACAAUCAAGAGAACAACUAAGUAUCACACAAUUCGCUCUCACUUCUUAUUUUUCUCUCAGUUGGUCUACAAGCAAAAGUUCUACAAGAACCAAACUUGGUACUGCAAUUAAUAUCGAGUAAUUCAAUAUUUAUUGAAACUUUGUAAGUUAAACAAAAACGGCCCGCAGAGACAAGACCUACUAACUGAAUAGUUUUGUGGUGUAGUAAUUUCAAUAAUUUUAACGAUAAUCAACAUUUCGAAAUGUUAUAAGAAACUCUAGCUGAAGUUCACUGAUAACCAACAUGUAGAUUUGCAAAUAUCGUUCCCAUUAAAAUGGCAACUCAUUUUAUAUGUCAUCCUUUAUGAAAUUGUAUUUCAUUGAACUGAAAAAAAAAACAUUUCUGCGAUACUUAAUUUUAAUUAUUUCACCAGGAGUGUGAACUACUGCCAACCUCUAAGUUAAUUUCACUCUUUUUUUAAAGUUAUCUGUGAGUUAUUUUGGUUUAAAACCUUUGGUUUUGUAAUAGAGUUUGCAUACUUCUUUCAAAGUGAAGAUUGAAUCUAAGUCAGGCUGUAAAUACCAUAUUGUUUUCAAUUUUUUAGGCUGAUGAAAUUCAGCCCAAUAAGCCAGCCAGAGAAAAUUACCUAUGUUCUUUGAUGUUAUUUCAGGGAAUUCUAAGUGGAAAAUAAUAUUAGUGAACCGUUUUUCGGUGCUUUUUUGAGUUUUGAAGAAAAUUGAAUCAUAUAGUUCCAUAAAUUAAAGGAUCUCCUCCUUUCUGUAAUUAUUUUCUUGAUCUUUUUCUAACUC
Messenger RNA from Bemisia tabaci, 7074 nucleotides. The record is from RefSeq and is a predicted model, not a curated record. Lineage: Eukaryota; Metazoa; Arthropoda; Insecta; Hemiptera; Aleyrodidae.